Molecule: messenger RNA, 1385 nt
Organism: Eleginops maclovinus (Patagonian blennie)
Lineage: Eukaryota; Metazoa; Chordata; Actinopteri; Perciformes; Eleginopidae
Exons: 6
Coding region: 53-751 (232 amino acids)
Source: RefSeq, a predicted model, not a curated record
UUAGAGGAAGGAGCCUCAUUUAUCCAGGCUAUGGGAAGGAGUGUGUGAGCCUAUGUCUGCAGCUCCUCCCGUUAUAUUCCACACCCUGGUCGGUGUCUCUGAAAUAUUGUUCAGGCUUCACAUCUUUGAGUUGCUCUGCGCAGAGUCCUGGAAGAGAGCAUUUUUGAACAGCAUGGAGAAAGAGAGGAGAUCCUCAAAGCAGUACGGCUCUCUGGAGAAGACGCAGGUGAAGGAGGCGACGCAGAAAUCAACAGAGGAUGUUGUUUCCAUGGCGGACUCCACGAUCACGAUCGAGGACAUCGAAGGAGAGCUGAGCAAAAUUGAGCGGAUACGAGACAUCCUGGUGCGGAGGGAAUCGGAGCUGAGAUACAUGAUGGAUGACAUUCAGCUCUGCAAAGAAAUCACAAGGCUGAAGACAGAGCUGCAGAAACUGGUCUCAAUUCCAGACAAGGAGAAGUCCAAUGGGGACAGGAAGCGGGAGGAGGAGCUGCUGCUGCAGGUCAACAAGCUGGUGGAGACCAGAGACUUCCUGGUGGACGACGUGGAGUUUGAAAGGCUGAGGGAAAGAGAGGAGGACAGAGAAAUGGCAGCCUUCCUACAGUCCAAAUUUCCCAAGACAUUGGCUUCAAAAGGUGUUUUGCCAGAUCAGAAGGUGGCGUCAAAAUCACAGCAGACAUCGCCGCCAUUUUUCAAUAAAACUGGAGUAACACUGCUGAAGGACUGCUGCGGCUUCACCUGCUCCAUCAUGUAACACUGUGUGUGUGUGUGUGUGUGUGUGUGUGUGUGUGUGUGUGUGUGUGUGUGUGUGUGUGUGUGUGUGUGUGUGUGUGUGUGUGUGUGUGUGUGUGUGUGUGUGUGUGUGCCUCCUUAGUGCUUUCAUGUAUGUGCUGUAAGUCUGCCCUAAAGAUGAUCUGCAUUUAUCUUCAUCAGCUGGUAUAUAAAUGUAGUUGCGAGUGUGUGUUCUGAAAUAUUGCAGGCUGUCAAAUACUGCCUUUGUGUGUUGCAGAGGGGAAGAUGUCUGGCUUGUAGAUAAACUGAUGCUGCUUUCUGUCCAAUUAAGGUAAUUAGACGUUAUUAUGGCUGCUCCUUGUGAUAUAUCAAGAUGCGAAUAAGGGCACAAACUGUAGCAGAGUAUUAUGGGUAUUAUUAAGACUGCAGCUAGUGAAUACUUUCAUCAUUUCAUCAUCCAGGUGCAGAAAAUGGUUCAAUUAGGAGAACAUUUUAUUUGGAAAGGAAAGAAGUGAAAGCCUUUUUCUUUGUGUUGCUCAUCAGAUGUUGAUGAGAAAGUGAACCAAACCAAAGUCUGGAUUGCUGAUUCAUUAUGUGGUCAUUUAGUAAUGCCUUACAUUCUGUUGUGGUGAAUAAACAUAUUUUAAACAAUGCAA